This is a messenger RNA of Aureobasidium subglaciale EXF-2481, 2153 nucleotides long. RefSeq lists its product as uncharacterized. Bases 365 to 1966 code for a protein of 533 amino acids. Gene Ontology annotation, molecular function: ATP binding; protein kinase activity. Gene Ontology annotation, biological process: protein phosphorylation; chromosome segregation. The transcript has 2 exons. Gene Ontology annotation, cellular component: centrosome; nucleus; cytoplasm. NCBI's taxonomy places the organism in Eukaryota, Fungi, Ascomycota, Dothideomycetes, Dothideales, Saccotheciaceae. The record is from RefSeq and is a predicted model, not a curated record.
UUUCAACACAGCCUGUCAAAACAUAUCGACUAUGCCUUGGCUUCUGUUGGGUCCUCUUCUGCUUCGACAAUUAUGUGAACAUGUCGCUCUAGACGAUUGACUUGUCCGGAAGCGGAAAUGCUUGUACUAAACAAUGACCCGUCUCUCCGCUUUCAGUACCCUGCACUCUUUGUUCACAUCUACCAAUUUGGAUAUUUUUUUCGAGUCCGACAGACAAUGUCUUUGGCCAGAAGCGGUCGUCCCUAGACAUGGUCUUCUACCGUACCUGUCAAAGAGACUCCUCUGCCUCUGAUCAUCUCAGGCAGACGAUUUCCACGCGAGCAUAGCAACAAUUUCGAACGGCAAUUAGCCAUACUAUCUUCCCAUGCCGCCACCGCCACUCACUCUCGGGAAGGAAGCUGCAAUCUUUGCAGAUAGUUCUGGCCUCAGAUUUCUCCGCCCACGCCCACAAGAUGCGCCAAAUGGCGGACAUUGGGUUGGGGGAUGGAAGCUCGGCACUGGAGCUUAUGGUCAAGUGAGCCUCUGGUUGUUUAUUGACUCAGCUACCCACGCCCCCCUCGCAUCGGUUGCCAUCAAAGACACUGCUAGCAGCAAACCUACAAUCGAAGAGGGCGUAUACGAAGGGAUCUACGAAAGACUCGUCGAAAAAUGCAUGGACUUUGGAGUCGAUCCUGGACGCUCACGGGGACAAGCUGACCCCGCUGAGAGAUUCUGUAAAGAGGCCUACUUACAAGGCACAAUGACCGUCCCGAAUUCAACUGAGGAGAUGUUUUCCGUACCACUCUAUGGCUGGGCGAGAAAACAACCUAGCAUUUACGGAGACGCAUACCAGCAUUAUCGUCUGUACAUGCCGUCUUACGAAUACGGUGAUCUUAACGGUCUCAUCUCGGCCCACCGGCGCAAAGGGCGAGCUGUCCCGGAACCUUUUAUCUGGCACACUUUAGAAUGCUUAUUGAAGGCAGCCAAACAAUUGGAAGUUCAAGCCCGAGAACACGCCCGUCCUAGGGACUCAGAUGUCAUCGUGGUGUUCGAUAUGAAACCCGACAACAUACUGCUAGCACCUCCCGACAGAGACUCGAGUUUCCCCAUCUAUCCUCGCCCUCAUCUGGCUGACCUUGGUGGAGCAUGUCUCACAAACAGAUACGAUGCCAAAAAUAUCAACCACAAUAUGUCCUUCCAGAGAACCCAGGGAUACGAUGCUCCUGAAAUGACGUACGAAGCCCCACUGAAACCAGGUACAUUGCGUGGUACAUGUACGAAUUUAUGGCAGAUUGGGAGGGUGGCCGAAGCCUUGAUGAAGCUCGAACCGUGGUUCAAACCCAUCGACUACGGAAAAAUGGUUCACCUUGAAGACAGGUCAAUCUCGAUAUUGAGUUGGCAAGGUUCACUGCCUGGCCAAAACUACUCGGCCGCUCUCAGAAUGAUUAUCCGCGAUUGCCUUAAGUUCGAGCCCUCCGCACGACCUGGACUGGAGACGUUAUUGCCUGAAAUCGAACAGAACAAACCUCUACACUGUCAAGGGAUAGACAAGUACGGAAGCGACGACUGGUUCAAGAUCGAACGGACAAAGGCCAAUGCUAGAGAUAUCGGCAAGCCACCGCCACAUAUAGAUUCUCCAGAGACAGAAGCCAGCAGGCGCGAGGAGCGAGAGCUGAAAAGACGUCUGGACAAAGCGGCACCAUGGCUACGAACCUGGACUUUGCAAGAAGGGGAAGAACUUUGCAAGCUCAACGUCUUUCCCGAUGAGAAUCUCGAGGUCGAGUAUCGACCAAAGAAUAAUUUCUGGACCACCGACGAAAACUACAAUGUAUAUGCCACUGAUGAAGUGACCUUUAUACAUCCUUUACCCUACCGGAUAGUUGCCGGUGCGCCGAGACGUGUGGUCAGCCAGGAGACUACGUUUUUGAAGAUAGGGGAUCUGCAUCUAGUCUCGAACACUGCGCAGGGAGGAGCUCCACUGUCGUGAGGAAUCUAUGUUUCUGUUCGCAUGAUUUCAGUUUUGUCGAUCUGGUCGGUUUGUGAGUUGUCGCGUUGGUGCUUCUUCUGAUUUAGUACAUAAUGUUUCUGUUCUGUUUGCGUCCCUUAUCAGAUUAACACCUUUCUAAUUCACGCCUGUCCUGCACUUCUCAGUGUUUAUAAUUUUUCAAAGUGAU